Molecule: messenger RNA, 9739 nt
Organism: Synchiropus splendidus (mandarinfish)
Lineage: Eukaryota; Metazoa; Chordata; Actinopteri; Syngnathiformes; Callionymidae
Gene: pde4dip
Product: phosphodiesterase 4D interacting protein
Exons: 35
Coding region: 2465-7966 (1833 amino acids)
Cellular component (GO): nucleus; microtubule organizing center
Molecular function (GO): zinc ion binding
Source: RefSeq, a predicted model, not a curated record
AAAAUGGAAUCCAGACACAGGUCGAGGAAGAGAUUCAGUUUCACUGCUUCCCAGAGACGAAGCAGCCGGAGCUCGGCCGUGGCAGUUGGCAGCGGCUUCACAGUCCAGGGCUGAACUUGAUACUGUCAUUUAGCUGCGGCAUAAACACGCUGGAGCCAGGCCUGUUCCAUGUGCCGGCGGGUGCGGGGGUUGGGGGUUGAUCGGGCGAGUGAGCCAUUUGAGUCGCUGCAUGAUUCUCGACGUCACUUCCUGUUGCUGAGGCUUGGGUCUGGAGGACUCACUCAGGUGUGUUGGACCCAGUGUUUGUCGCCCCCUGGUGGCCUCCAGACGCGUAGCACUUGAGAGUCACCGACUCUAGUUCUGCAUCUGGUUCUGGGUCCCUGUCUCUGAGGGAGUAUCAGUCUGGCCCGGAUCACCAGUCCGGCCGGGUCCAGUGUCGUGCGGUCCAGGAUGUGAUUCUGGGACAUUUGAUCUGGAUCAGUUCAUGAUCUUGAGGAUCACCAGGACUCGACUGCAGCUGCUCAAACAACACCAAGCAUUUGACUGGUCCACCAGGUCGGCAACAAUGUGGACCAAAGAAACCACUGCAUGAAGUGUGGUUUAUAGAUGAGAUUACAGAUGAGGAUGGAUGGGAUUAAAUGAGAUUAGAAUGUGUUACGAAUGAAUUCAUUUCAUGAACGUAGAGCAAUUCAAAUGAAACGGAUAAAAUAACACAAAGUUCUGGGAUUAAAUGAAAUGAAAUUAUAAAAUGAGAGCUUCAAAUUGAAUUCAAUGAAAUUAGAACAAUGUCAAUUCAAUGACAGUGAUAACAUAAAUAAAAUGUGUUGUGGCUUCAAAUUAAAUGAGAUUAGAACAAGAAGUUGUUGUGGUGAUAAAAUACAGUUGGUGAUAAGAUUGGAUUCAAUUAAAUUACAGCCGUUUCUAUCAAUGAAAGUCAGAUUCAAUUCUAAAGUCUGGUGAUCACUUUAAAUUCAAGUUAUCCGAACAACUGGAAUGAAAUGAAAUUGAAGUGAUGAAGAAAAUGAAAUGACACGAUUAGACUUUUCACUGAAUUCAACAUGUAAAUAAACGUGUCAAAAUUCAAGUCUCAGCCCAGGUUAAAUCGAAGGGACGUUCAAGGGCAGGAGCUCAGACUGGAUCACGCCGAGUCAAGUGUCAUUUCAUUGAUGCGAGUACUUUGGAUUGGGUUCGGUUCAGUUCAUUUCAAGGGAAUGUUUUCUAUUAUGUGGCUUUGUUGUUGUUGAGCAGCGCCUCGCCGGGUCGGGGCUGAUUCCAUCUCGGGGCUCGCCAGUCACGUGAACGCAUGAUGCUGAGUUACUGAAUUCUGCACUUUCGUCCCUCCACACGCUGCUCAAUAAUUCAGCUCUUUCUCUUCCAACAAGAGAAAAGUCCUCGUUUUAGCCGCCAACGUUGCUUCUACUCAUCCAUAUAGCUCAUGGCUAGAGAACGCCUUCUGUGGCGCCCGCACAGCGUCUUGGUUCUCACUCUCUGACUCGCUGGAAUGCGGCGGUGUUUCCCUCUCCAGAUGGCGGCGUGACCUCUGAACUCUGCGCUGGGCAGGUGAAAUGCUGACAUUUCUACUUGAGUCCGAUUAAAGCGAGGUUUUUGGAACUGUGACAGAAGCCACGACUGGGCCUCCAGGAGGCGCUGCCGAGUCUGUGUGUGUGUUUUUGUAUUUCUAUCUUUGUGAGAACCUGUGUGCGUUUUUAACCGACAGAGUGAGGACCUGUUGGCCGGUCCUCACGUGGUCAAGCCUCAGUUUGAGGGUCCACACUGCAGAGUUGCUGAGUCACGAUCACUGGGCUUCGGUUUGGUUCCGAGUCAAGGUUCCGUUCAGCCACGUGUUUGAGAUGCUGAGGUUCAGGGGGAGAGGCUGGGGAAAGGGUGAUGUCAGUGGCGGUCCUCACUAAGAUAGGAAGACAAACGUGUGUGUGUGUGUCGGUCAGCGUUCAGUUCCACACAUCAGUGUGUGGCGUUGGUGCGUCUCUUCAUGCACGGUGUGUGCAGAAGCUGCAGAGACGCGUGUGCGCGCGUGCGUGAGCGAGUCUCACUCUGACAGCUGCCGUCUCUUUAAAUAUCUGCUGAGUCGUCACCCUUGUGAGUCAAACUCCAGCAAACGCACUGGCGCCACCUGGUGGUGAUAAAUGUCCCGUCGGAUGUUUUCUCGAGAGAACUUCAACAUCUGUUAGACUGACUCUAACAUUGCACGCCUGUCUGUCUCUCCGCCCUUGUGGGGUCCUCUCCUGGCCGUCGCCCUUUCCCCUGCCUCUCCCUCAAAACGCAUGGCUCACCUGAACCAGGACUCUGGAUCCGACUGGGACCCAGUUAUUCUGAAGUCUCCAUGCUCAAAACUCUACGAGGACCCGCCAAAAUGUCCUCACUAGCUCAGACGGGUCCCCGCAUGAACGUGAGCACGUGUACACACACAGUCGUGGUCAUUCCUGGCAUGACUUUCCGGUGCUAAAUGGGGAGUCCCCGCCCCUCCUGCUGUGGUUCUGCUGCUGCGCUUCUGCUUCCACUCUCAUUUGUCGAUCACCGCUGGUGCACCUCAGAGCUGUUUGGAUGGGGGGCAGCCAUGCCCCCGAGCGCUCACCCGUUCCUCAUGGCUAACGCUGGUUUCCGUGGUUACCGCACCAUCUCGCAGCACCUCAACGACCUGAAGAAGGAGAACUUCAGCCUGAAGCUGCGCAUCUACUUCCUGGAGGAGAAGGUCCAGCACAAGUUCGAGGAGAGCGGCGAUGACGUGCACAAGAGGAACAUCGAGUUGAAGGUGGAGGUGGAGAGUCUGAAGAAGGAGCUGGAGGAGAAGCAGGAGCUGCUGGACACCGCUGUCGCCACAGCGGAGAGUCACCAUGAAGCGGAGCUGCAGCGCCACCUGCAGGAGAGGCAGAGGGAGAUCACAAACACGCGGGAGCUGCUGGAGAGCAAAGUCCAGCUGCUGCAGCAGGAAGCCCAGCUAGCUCGGGACGAGGCCGGCCGCAUGGCUGCUGUGGCUGAUGCGGAGUCCAAGCGGCGGCUGGAGCUGGAGCGAGAGCUGAGGGAGAAGAUGGAGGAGGGGCGUGGCCCAACCUGGCAGGACAGACCUGUGGCGGAGCAGCGGCAGGAGGAUCCGGCGCCGGAGUCCUCGCCCUCACACCAGUUGGAUCAGAACCAGAGCUCGGUGGGCCAGUGUGUCGGCGAGCUGCAGGCGGCGCUGCUGCAGGUCCGAUCACUGCAGGUCCAGGUCCAAGAGAGCGAGAGCCGGAACCAGAAGCAGCAGCAGCGUCUGGGUCAGCUGGAGCUGGACCUGCGUGUGGCCCGAGACGACGCUCAGCAGCAGGAGAGAAACAUCCAGAACCUGAGAGACUCGGUCCAGACCCGAGCGGCGGAGGCGGCGGAGCUGCGUCACGUGAUCCAGGACCAGAACACCAUGCUGUGUUCCUUCAAAGAGCUGGCAGACCGAGGGCAGCAGCUGCAGGCGUCGGGGACGGAGGCUCCGCGGGGUCAGACGGAGGUCCUGGCUCUGCAGGCGUCUCUCUUCCGAGCCCAGCUGGAGCUGCAGGCGGGCCAGCGCUCGCAGAGGCGAGCGGCCCGGACGCAGGAGGAGCUGAGCGGAGCCCUGCGGCGGCUGGAGGCCGACCUGCAGGGGGCGCUGCAGCACCGCCGGGAGACGGACAGACACAACCAGGAGCUGCAGUUGGCGCUGGAGGAGACUCGCUCGCUGCUGCAGCGGCAGGAGGAGCGGCGAGACGGCGAGGAGCGAGCCAGGAGGCGAGAGGAGGAGGCCAGAGAGCAGAAGGUCCGGGAGCUGAGCGCGGCGCUGCAGAGCAAGGAGCGGCUGCUGCGCUCUCAGCUGCUGGACGCCACGGCGGAGCCGCCGCUGGCCAGGCUCCGUCAGCGGCUCGCCGAGAGGGACCGCGCUCUGGAGUGCGCUGUGGACGACAAGUUCCGCUGCCUGGAGCAGAAGGAGGAGGAGAAGCAGAGGCUGGAGCUGCUGCUGCGGGAGAAGCAGCGAGACCUGGAGAGGCAGCGCAGCGUGCUGAGCCACAACCAGGAGACCAUCACGAGCCUGGAGCUGCUGCUGCGAGGGAAGUCGCUGGAGCUGCAGCAGGUCAGCCACACCUGCAGGAGCGCCCAGCUCCUCCAGCAGGAGGCAGCAGAGAGACACAGCCUCAUCCUCCGGGAGCGAGACGGCCUCAUCAGCCAGCUGCAGGGGGCGCUGCAGGCUCACACCCAUGAGCUCCAGGACCUGCGCUCCUCGCUUAUCUCCGGGCUCCAGUCCGGGCCCUCCCAGGUUCUGGAGGAGCUGGAGGUCCGGCUGCAGCUCAAGGACCACCUCUUCCAGGAGGUUCUGUCCGACCAGGCCCGGCAGGCGCAGGACCACCAGGAGCAGGUCCAGGAUCUGCUGAGAACCAUCAGCAGCAGGGACCGGUACAUCCAGGACUCGGCGGGUCGCCUCGCCGAGGUGAUGACGGAGCAGAGCGCCAGACUCCAGGAGCUCCGGCGACAGCUGAGCUCGAAGCCGGACUCGGGCGCCGAACGCGAGGCGGAGCUGGAGGAGGCCAGAGAGGAGCUGCGGCUGCUGCGGAGGAGGCAGAAGGAGAGCGAGGAGCUGAGGCGAAGCCAGAGCCAGAGCCUGGAGACGCUGAGCAGAGCUCUGCUGCUGAAGGAGAGGAGCAUCGAGGAGCUGCAGCAGCACAUGGCGGAGCCCUCAGAACUUCCUCUGGUCCAGCGGCUCACUCUGGAGGUGCAGGAGCUCAGGGAGAGCCUGGCGCUGCAGCAGGGACCUCCCGCCCGGGAGCCCGUCCCGGGUCUGGACGAGGCCGGCGGCGGCGGCGGCGGCGAGCUGACGGAGCUGGGAGGUCUGAGCCCGGAAGAGGAAGAUGAGGAUGAUGAUGACGAUGAUCUGAGCAGCGAGUUCACCACCAGUGUUGAUGAAGAGGAGGAUCCUCUGAGGAGGAAGAGCAGCAAGGGUCCCAGUCUGGUGCAGGUCCAGCAGCUGGUGGAGCAGAAACAAGCAGUGGAGCGAGAGCUGUGUGAGCUGAAGCUGCAGCUGGAGAAGAUUGGCUUCUGCUCGCUCUCACAGAUGAGGAAGGCGCUGGUGGACCUGAGACUGGAGAACCAGGAACUGAAGCUGCAGCUGGCUGGAGACCAGGAGCUCCAGCUGCAGAGUGAGGAUGAUGAGGAGGAGGAUGAAGAGGAGCUGGACGUCACCAUCGAGGAGCAGGACGUGUCUGAGAUGUGGGACACCUGGGCAGGAGAUCUGACUCUGGACCAUCUAACCCCUGGACCGGCUCAGCAGCUGAAGGCACGUCUGAUGGUGUCGGAGGCCAAGGUCCAGGCCCAGCAGAUCCGGGACGACAGAGACCUGCUGAGUGAGUCGACCGGGAGCAGCACGGGUCCGGAGCGAGCGGGACCCGGCUCACUGCUGUGCUGGGGUCCCUCAGCUGAGAGCGCCGUGCGGCGGGACAGCAAGCAGGUGCAGGUGGACCUGCAGGACCUGGGCUACGAGACCUGCGGACGGAGCGAGAACGAGGCGGAGCGGGAGGACACCAGCAGUCCAGAGUUCGACGACCUGGAGAUGUGCACGUCUCUGGACUCCCAGUGGUGGCCCCGGGGGCAGGCGGCCGGCGACAGCGCCUCCCUGCAGCGGCUGGUGGAGGACCUGCACUCGCAGCUCUCGCGCUCCCAGGCCGUGAUCCGCGGGCUCCAGGGCCGCCUGCGGACCCUGUCCUGCAGCGAGGCCUUGCCCCGGAAGGAGGAGGAGGAGGAGGAGGGCUGGCACUCGUCUGGCGGAGGGAACCCGACCUCUCCGCGCCGCACCGAGGGGGACCUGCGAGACCUGGUGUCCCGGGUGGAUGCGCUGGAGGAGCAGCUGAUGAGAGGCGGCAAGAAGGCGGACGGGAAGUGGCCCGGCCAGUUUGACGUCCUGAUCCAGAGCCAGGCCCGGGACCUGUCCCACCUGCGGCAGCGCCUGCGCGAGGCCCGCGGCGUGGCCCACGUCCUGACGCAGCAGCUGGGCGACACCACCAAGACCUUUGAGGAGCUGCUGCGCUCCAGCGAGGUGGACUUCUACUCCGGCCAGAACUUCCGCCAGCAGCUGGCUCAGAGCAGCGCCCUGGCCCAGCGGCUCGGCGCCAAGAUCGGCGGACGAGAUCAUCCAGAAGAUCCGGAGGAGAAGACGGAGCUGCUCGCCAUCCGGCUCAGUCGGGAGCUGCAGCAGAAGGACAAAGUCAUCGAGUCUCUGCGGGAGAAACUGGACCAGCAGCAGCUGCGGCACUCGGCCACGCCCACCAGCAGCCACGCCCCCUCCGAUGCCAGCGACCAAUCGGAUCGCAUCUCCUAUGUGUCCGACGAGCCCAACGAGGAGCUCGUGUCCGACGUGGACGCGACCAGCGAACCGGCACUGGAGCAGACUCGCAGCACGGCCAGAAGCGGAGCGGACUGUCCGCCUGGCGGCGCGUGUCCUCGUCCCUCGCCGUCCGUCACGUCGUCCGUCACGUCGUCCCACCCGAGCGUCUCGCUGCCGCCCUCAGCGGCCGCCCCCCGCCCCUCGCCUCCUCUCUCCGCCGCCCCCUACAGGCCUCGGCCGGCGAGCUUCCGUCUGGCCGACGUUCAGCAGGAGCUGCAGGCGCUGCAGAGACAGCUGGGACACCAGCAGAGGUUCUCCACCCCCCAGUCCAGACCUCUCCAGGGGUUCCCUCCGCUGGCCCCCCAGCAGCCCGACCCCUCCGGCUUUCUGCCCUUCUCCUUCCACGGGUACCGGCCGUCUGCUUUCAGCAGCCUGGAUCGGACCUCAGCCGUGCAGGGCGGUGCCGGAAUGUUGGCGGGCGGCACCAUGUGGGACACGGCCUUCGCGCCCCAAUCCUUGAGAGUCGGGGCGGACCCGUCGUCGGGGUCGUCCGGGUACCAGUCCGGCACCAGCCACACGGGGUCCGACCUGAUGAAGGAGCACCUGAGGGAGAUCAGGAGUCUGAGGGAGCGACUGGAGGACUCCAUUCAGACCAACGAGAGACUGAGGCGGCAGCUGGAGGAGCGGCUGACCCACAACACUCCCGACAAAGGGGCGCCGACCAACAUCUACAUUCAGGGCCUGGACUCGGUGGCUCAGCUGUCCGCUGAGAUCCGCCUCCUGAAGGAGGAGAACACGGCUCUGCAGAGCCGGCUGGAGCAGAACACGGCAGAGGGCAUCAAAGAGGUGGAGCGGCUCAAGCAAGCGUCUCUGCUGGACCGGACUCGGCUCAGAGAGGCAGAGCUGGAGUGCGAAAAGUGGGCGGAGCGAAGCAGGACGCUCCAAGCUGACAGCGAAGAGAAGCAGCGGGAAGUGGAUGGACUCAAGCUGGAGCGGCAGAAGAACCAGGAGGCCAUCAACAGGCUGCAGCAUGAGCUGAGCGAGAGCCGUCGGCGGGUCUGCGCUGUGACCUCUGACCCCAGAGCGCUGCAGACAGAGUCGCCGCAGUUCCACGGUCCUUCACCUCCGGGCAGGGACGCCGGUGUGACCAGUCCGACCCCCCUGCACUCAGCGAGUCAGGACCACAUGGUGGGCCAUGUGGACCACUUCACGUCCCUGGGUCAGAAGCUCCAGCGGGGACUGAGUCUCCUCAGGACGGUGGAGUCCGUCCUCCGCUCCCUGGACGUCAGUUCGGCUCAUGAACUCCUGAGGGACACGCACGCGCUCGGGCGGCUCCUGGAAGACUCGGCUUCUCUGCUGCAGAGGUUCUGGAGGGCAGAUGUUCCCGACGAGUCCAAACAGGAGCCGAGCGAGGCGGCCGCUCUCCGACUGAAGCUGGCGCAGCAGGAGCAGGCUCUCAGGGACGCUCUGGAGAGAGUGCACAGCUCCAACCGCACCAAAGACUGCAUGGAGGACUUCAUCGUCAGCCAGCUGUCCAGGACCAGGGAUGUGCUGAGGCGAGCCAAGACCAACCUGCAGGCGAGGCCUCAGGAAGACGCCGUCGCCUCGUCUUCUCCUCUGGUGGAAGUCUCCUGACCUCCUGCCAGACCCUGCACCAGCGCCCCCCACAGGCUGCCGCCCUGUAGCGUCACCAACACCAAGACUCGCUCACCGCCUUUGGCUGGGUGAAGGACCGCGCCGCUGCGACCCCCGACCCCUUCCCUCUGCUCCUGAUGCUGGACGACGGUCCAAGUCCCUGCUAGCUACCGGUCCCAUGGGGUCUCUGGCUUCAGUUAGCAUUGGUAGCUUAGCAUCCUUUCAUUAUUGCUGUGUCAAACAUGGGCUAAUGCUCGAAGGCUAAAGUUCGCGGUUAGCAUAGUUAGCGUCAAUUGUGGCGCUCGUUUAUCUUAGCGCACAUCUUUCAAGUGGAACUUUGCCAAUAAGAUGACUAGCGUGAGCAAGUUUGCUGCGCCUUCCUCGGCCGCUCGCUCCUCUCAGGAAACGACAUUAUGCUCUAGUGAGAAAAUCUGACGGUGCUUCCUCAGGAAAACAAAGUGCUAAAGUAGCUAUGCAGUUUUCUCUAAGCGUUUUCUCAGAAAUGUUGCAGACUAGUUUUUCAUGCGCGGCGAAGUUUAAGAGCUGUUCCGUUGCGAGUCUUUGGUACUGACCCGUGCCAGUCAGGACCAGGUCUUAUUUGUUUCCUUCCUCGCAUUUUCCUUUUUAACAGAGCAUUUUAUUAGCGUGGCAUUUGCGUUUGAGUCUGGGUUUUGAAAGUUUUGAAGUCAUGUUUAUUGAGCGAUUUUUAAAAAGCCGAUAAUCGCUGUAACUUCGAGCUAGCUGGAAACAGCGGACAAAGCGUGACGAGUCACGAAAAGAAUGAGUUGGUCACAGUCCGACGGACGUUCCCUUUGGACGGUCCUUACGCCAUGUGAGUUUAUCGCGAUGGUACAUGAGCCGACGUCCUGUGGCUACACUGAAACGUUGUUCUCUCACCAGAAUUCAUUGUCAUCAUCUUUGUGGACACUAGUUUGCGACGAGAUUGUUGAGAAUCUCCACGACGGUGUGUAUUUGUUGUAAAGGCUAGCAAACUAAAACUUCCUUUUCAGGCGUUUUCCCACUCCACUUAUUUUGAGCAGCAUCCUGUGGCUCUAUUGUCGGCAUUUUGCUCUCCACGGAGUCUGUUGUACGGCGGCCCGCGAGGUCCAAAAGUCCGGCUCUCUACAGCUACAAAAUCACGCCAAAGACGAGAGUGAAACAAAACGUACCUGGAUGCUACAAGUGCAUGUGUUCUGCUUUUCUCUGCUGCUCGCAUGAUGCCUUCACUGACUGUCCGACUAAUUGUAACGCCUAUUCCUGCGGUCCAACUUUUGUGACAACAAAUUUGACCUUUUUUUUCUUUUUCUAUCAACUCAUGUUUAUUAAUUGUUAUAGUAUGUAAUGUCAUACUUCAGAGCUACUGAAAUAUGCCGCGUCUCUUUUGCUGUCGCUCAGAUCCGAGCGAGCCAUUUUUGUUCCGGACAAUCGACCCCAGCACAACAAGACGGAGCAAUACUGUUUUCAAAUCUGCUGUAAAGCGUCAUGUCUGCUGCAAAACCGCUCAGAUGUGUGUCGACUUCCGGUGCGUGUUGUAAAUACGGCGUGAGCGUUGUGUUUUUGAUUGCGGUGAGAGCGGAGGUUGUGUUUCUACGCUCGUCAAAAUAAGCUUUUCGAAUAAAUACCUUUCUCGCAGUUUCCCGAGUCGUGUUUCAGUCGGCAGCUGGCGCCACGGUGCAACAAAUAAGCAGGAAAUGCGCUGUGCGCGGAGACGGAUUUGAAAUCGGAGGCAAAGAACGGAAGCUAAAGGAGAUGACUUUCAAAAUAAAUCAUAGC